Messenger RNA from Chlamydomonas reinhardtii, 647 nucleotides. RefSeq lists its product as uncharacterized. The transcript has 2 exons. The record is from RefSeq and is a predicted model, not a curated record. NCBI's taxonomy places the organism in Eukaryota, Viridiplantae, Chlorophyta, Chlorophyceae, Chlamydomonadales, Chlamydomonadaceae. The coding region runs from base 180 to 344 and encodes 54 amino acids.
AUGAAGGCAGUACUUCCCUUGUGUCGACCUUGACAUGUGCACGCCCCAUGGGUCCCUAUCACAUCCAUAUCCCCAGCCAGCAAUUUCCUGACAGAGCAGUACGCACGAGAGUAUGGGACUGGUGUAGCGGGGGUUGUGUGGGGUGCAAGCGGGGGAACAGCGGCUGGCUGCUGUAAGCAAUGUGGUUUCCGCGCAUCCACGCGUGGGCGCUGAAGCACAAGAAGCCGUGGCAGAACCGUGUGGACUGGAAGGCGGCGGUGAAGGAGCAGAAGGAGCAGGAGGAGAAGGACAAGAAGAUGAACAAGAAGAAGGACAAGGGGCAGCAAGAGGAGGAGGAGGACUAGGCGCCCACCACCGUCGCGUGGGAGUGUUGAUGAGGGGGCGCCUGUGGGUGCGGGUGCGUGCAGGUGUUUGGCGCUGCGCCUGCGGGUGCUGGGGGCGCCUUGUAAGAUUCGAGCAGGGACUCGACAUCCUGUGCCCUGUGCCUUUGGGUCUGGGAGAGUCAGCUGGGCAGAAAGGAGCGGGGCAGAAGGGAGCGCGAUGACUGCGCGUGAUCCUCAGUGAAGUAACUGCGAAGCCAUUCUGCGACUUUUGCCUUUCAAACGCUUUGUGGGAUUUGUGGGCCGGGAUUGUAAGAUUGUAGCCAU